GUCGAUCUACACAUCCCUAUCAUAGUCUCGCCUAUUGCAAAAAAAAAAACAUAAAAACUCCUGAGUUUUUGCAAAAAAGAACAAAUACAAGUGAAAUUAAGAGACAAAAAGUCUAUAAUAUCAAUAAUAUUGGGGAGUAAGAAACUGUGAAAAUAUUCCCACACACACGCACGCACCCACUCCAUCACAUACCAGACCCAUCACAUCGAUUUUGUAUCAAAGCAAAAAAGAAAGCAGGAAGCCCCCAUUAUGAAUCCUUGUGCCGUGCCCACCCAAAGGACUGAUGAUGACGGUGACGAUAGAUGGCUAAGCAUACACAAACGCUUCAUUUCGGAGUGCCGUGAAAAAGACCCUGACGUCAUUUUCAUUGGUGAUUGCAUAUUGGAGACACUACAGGACACGGAGACAUGGCAUCACUAUUUCGCUCCAAUGCAUAGUCUGAAUUUUAGUAUACGUGGCGAUCGCUGUGAAAAUGUUUUGUGGCGCAUCGAAAACGGUGAACUGGAUAAUGUGAAACCGAAAAUCGUUGUCCUCCAUGUUGGCACCAACAAUGUCGACAACAAGGCCGAAGAGAUAGCAGAUGGCGUUUAUGAAAUUGUACAGAGAAUACGUUCGAGAUUGCCGGAUACGUAUAUUGUGUUGCCUUCUCUACUACCUCGUGGCCAUCAAGCAAAUAAAUUACGUGAUAAAAACGCUCAAGUCAAUAGUUUGGUUAAGGAGAAAGUUGUCGGACUCAAUCGCGUGCAGACGGUGGACAUAACAAAGGGUCUGGUACAAACCGACAACUCCAUUAGUCAUCAUGAUAUGUUCGAUUAUAAGAAUCUAACCAAUACGGGAGCUAAGAAAGUAUUUGAACCGGUACAUGAUCUCUUGUCGCAGAUACUAAAUGAAAAUGAACAUGAACGUGAUCUCACACCAUCGGAAUAGUGGUAUUGAAGAAAAGAAAGAAAAAGAAAAAUUUCCAUGCAGCAAGAAUACAAAAUAUCAUCAAGAAGCAACACAGCAGCAGCAGCAGAAGAAG
Molecule: messenger RNA, 1021 nt
Organism: Musca domestica (house fly)
Lineage: Eukaryota; Metazoa; Arthropoda; Insecta; Diptera; Muscidae
Gene: Paf-AHalpha
Product: platelet-activating factor acetylhydrolase IB subunit beta homolog
Exons: 3
Coding region: 250-927 (225 amino acids)
Source: RefSeq, a predicted model, not a curated record